AUGGAACGGCCAACGACACCCGGUCUGGGCGUCAACCCACCUAAAAAUCGAAGGAUCCCACCUGCCAAACAGAAUGUCGCGCCCUGCACGAAUUUAUCCUUUGCCGAGCGAAAGGCACAGUUGUCGCGGCGGUCCAAGUCCAACAUCGUCGAGGGCAAUAGCGUGUUGAGAAGCAUAGAACGGCCGCCGCCAGGAGACGUAAUGGGUCGUCGCAAGUCGCAACUGGAGCCGGAAUUGGCGAAGAGGAGAAGUGCAUUCUACGAAAGCGAGUUUGCAGUUGGCCGCGAAAUAGAUCCAACCAAAGACCGGGUUCGCAAUGAUGCCAUAGUCCUGGCGGAAUUGCGGACCAACGUGAUUAUUCAAGACGAGUUCACCUUCAUCACUGACCUGUCCUACCAUUUAUCCAAUCGGUAUCAACGGUCGGUAUCCUCGAUUGUGAUCAACCUACAGCAUGGCUGUUGUAUGAUGUUUGGCGGUUCUUUUGAUCCAGCCUAUACCCUCACCAUCUUUGCGCUGCCCAGUCUUGUCCAGCCUAUCACGAACAAAAGGAAUGCGGCCCUGAUCCAAGCCCACAUGAUGGAGACUCUUGGGGUCGUCCCAUCCAGAGGUUACCUGCGUUUUGUAUCCACGCCAGAGGAAGACGUCGCCAUUUGCGGCAAAACGGUGGCAGGCGAAAUGGAAGACUUAGAGAGGGAGACAAGGGAUGAGACCGGCAAUGAACGAGAUGCUGCGAAACUGUCGACGAAGAAUAGGAAGUUGAGCGUACGUUCUUCUUGGGCGAAUUUCAGACCCUCCACAGCCGGAACCCUUGUAUCUGAACCACUGCCUACGCCGCCGGCGAGCACAGAUGACACGCCAAUGAUUGCAACGUCCAUUCCGGAGCACCCGCCCACCCCAGAAGAGGAAGGUCCGGUCGACGAGAAGGCGGCAAAGACAGCAGCUCGUAGGAAGAGCUUCGUGUCCGCGUUGCUCUUCGGAAACAGAGGAUCGACCAAGGACCGACGACCGAAGACCUCAAUGGGGUUCUAG
Molecule: messenger RNA, 1029 nt
Organism: Neoarthrinium moseri
Lineage: Eukaryota; Fungi; Ascomycota; Sordariomycetes; Amphisphaeriales; Apiosporaceae
Exons: 3
Coding region: 1-1029 (342 amino acids)
Molecular function (GO): phenylpyruvate tautomerase activity
Source: RefSeq, a predicted model, not a curated record